CAGACGAAAACUACCGGUCUCAACGGGGAAGAAUUUACACGUUGGAACGAGAUAACUGCAAUUGAGAACUGAGAUGUCCAUAACUUUCAGAUUGGCCAGAAGCUUCAAGUCAUUUGAUAGACUCACUCGUUUCCAUCUCUACAGAACAAUGUCGAGCCAAGGUUUCUUAGUAGAUCAUCCCCGUUACGCCUUCCUCAAAGAAGAUCUUGGUCUGGAGUCAUUCAAUCAGGGAGUUUACAAUGGGAAAUGGUUCGCCAAUGGAAUGGUGGUCCAAUCAGUUUCACCAGCCACAGGUGAAGUCAUCGCUGAAGUCUCUCAAGGCAACGUAGAUGAUUACGAUGCUUGUGUUGUGGAGGCAAGGAAGGCAUGGAGCACUUGGGCUGAUGUCCCCGCUCCCAAACGGGGAGAGAUUGUCAGGCAGAUUGGAGUUGCGCUGAGAGAAAAGUUGGAGCCUCUUGGCAAGCUUGUCUCGAUGGAAAUGGGUAAAAUUCUCCCCGAAGGUGUCGGAGAAGUUCAAGAGUAUGUCGACAUUUGCGAUUACGCAGUCGGCCUCUCGCGAAUGUUUGAGGGCAAAGUAAUUCCAUCAGAGAGACCCAAUCACACCCUGCUGGAAAUGUGGAAUCCUUUGGGAACCAUUGGCAUCAUUUCGGCCUUCAACUUUCCUGUCGCCGUUUACGGCUGGAACAACGCCCUCUCCAUGAUUUGUGGCAAUACGAUGAUCUGGAAAGGCGCUCCUUCCACACCCUUGUGCAGCAUCGCCACCACCAAGAUUGUGGCCCAGGUGCUGGAAAAGAACAACCUGCCAGGCGCCAUUUGCAGUCUCAUCUGUGGUGGAGCUGAUGUCGGCAGUGCCAUGGCCAACGACCCCCGUCUACCUCUCAUCUCGUUCACUGGCAGCACCAAAGUUGGCAAGCAAGUGGCUGUGGCCGUCCAGAGCCGAUUCGGUCGCAAUUUGCUCGAACUGGGCGGCAACAACGCCAUUCUGGUCGACGAGAGUGCCCCAAUCGAUCUAGUCAUCCGGGCGUCCGUUUUCUCCUGUGCUGGAACCUCUGGCCAGCGCUGCACCACCACCCGUCGUCUCAUUUUACACGACAAGGUCUACGACACGGUCCUGGCCGGUUUGGUCAAAGCCUACGAGCAGCUUUUGCCCAGAAUGGGCGAUCCCCUAGAGUCUGGCGUCCUGCUGGGCCCCCUGCACAAUCAGGCGGCCGUCGAUUCGUUCACUGCCACCAUCAAAGAAGCCGAGGCCCUGGGCGGCCAUGUGGUUUUCGGCGGCAAAAUCAUGACGGACCGUCCCGGCUUCUUUGUCCAGCCGACCAUCAUCACGGGAUUGAAGCCGACGGCGUCUGUGGUCAUGAGCGAAUGUUUCGCUCCCAUUCUCUACGUGCUCAAGUGCCAGGACAUGGACGAGGCCAUGGCCAUCAACAACAGCGUCGACCAAGGUCUCUCGUCCAGUAUGUUCACCCAGAACCUCGGCCAGAUCUUCAAGUGGCUGGGACCGAAAGGAUCGGACUGCGGGAUCGUCAACGUCAACAUCGGGACGAGCGGAGCCGAGAUUGGCGGCGCUUUUGGCGGUGAGAAACACACGGGAGGCGGCCGGGAGUCUGGAUCGGAUUCCUGGAAGCAGUACAUGCGCCGCAGCACUUGCACAAUCAAUUACGGCAAGGAUUUGCCACUCGCUCAAGGCAUCAAAUUCGAAUGAAACAAGAAGAAGGAAAUGUUGAUUUGAUUUGUUUAUUUUUGAAAUAAUAAUUUGGGUUCAGAAUACUCUAUUCAGCGCUUGAUCAGAUAUACAAAUAACAAGAUGGUAUUACUAAAGUUGUCACGUAACGCGUUAUAAAAUACAGCUAAUGUUAACAUUUGG
Molecule: messenger RNA, 1864 nt
Organism: Daphnia pulicaria
Lineage: Eukaryota; Metazoa; Arthropoda; Branchiopoda; Diplostraca; Daphniidae
Gene: Aldh7A1
Product: putative aldehyde dehydrogenase family 7 member A1 homolog
Exons: 5
Coding region: 74-1702 (542 amino acids)
Molecular function (GO): aldehyde dehydrogenase (NAD+) activity
Source: RefSeq, a predicted model, not a curated record